AUGUGGAUAGGUAAUAUCGGGAAAAAAUCUGCGGCCUUCAUCAACCACAAGCCAUUCCACCCGGGGAACUACCAAAACCAGGAAAAGGUAUGGCUGGCUGAGCAGAAGCUUAAAGAGGAACAGAAGAAAGAAAGAGAGCUUGAAGAACGUCGCCGCGAGGAAGUUAAGAUUGAAGAGCUGCGACGGGCCUUGAGAGGCGAGGCGAAAGCUGCACAGCAGCUGCAGAAGAAGGAGGAAGCAGUUUCGCCGGCAGAAGAGCUACGACAAAAGGCAAGAGAGGCAGCGAGGCUGCAGGCUCUUCAUCGCAAGCAGCAAGAGGCUCAGCAGCGGCUAAAGCAACCAGCAAAGAGUACAUUAUAUGAUGAGGAUGUUCUGACGCUUGGCCAUACUUCUGUUUUUGGCUCAUUCUAUUCUAAGGAAGAGGACAAGUGGGGGUACAAGUGUUGCGGCUGUUUAGACAGGUCCUCCGUUUGCACUGCUAAUGAAGGAAACGGUCAAACACGCCAGAAGAAGAGAAAAAACAGGAUUGCAGCGUCAUCAGACACUGCCGACAUUGCAAUCUCUUCGGCGCCAGGAGAUGAAGCAGCGGAGGAUAAGGUCCUGGAAGCAAGCAGCGAGAGCAACAGUAUAAAGUCUAUGCCAAGCGAUAAGAACACCGGUGACAAAUUUCAUGUGGGUCGCAGCAAACGCAGGGCAAGAGAGGGGGGUGUGGCAGCUUAUGUGAGGUUGCUGGCGUUACCAGAGGAAGACGACUAG
Molecule: messenger RNA, 756 nt
Organism: Eimeria necatrix
Lineage: Eukaryota; Apicomplexa; Conoidasida; Eucoccidiorida; Eimeriidae
Exons: 2
Coding region: 1-756 (251 amino acids)
Source: RefSeq, a predicted model, not a curated record